Molecule: messenger RNA, 4422 nt
Organism: Scophthalmus maximus (turbot)
Lineage: Eukaryota; Metazoa; Chordata; Actinopteri; Pleuronectiformes; Scophthalmidae
Gene: rassf10a
Product: Ras association domain family member 10a
Exons: 1
Coding region: 1168-2604 (478 amino acids)
Biological process (GO): signal transduction
Source: RefSeq, a predicted model, not a curated record
AGGAAGCAAGAAAGGAAGGAAGAAAGGAAGGAAGAAAGGAAGGAAGGAAGGAAGGAAGCAAGGCGCCCAGGUCGGACCACCUCAACUGACCUCCCUUUGACACAAUAACCUUUGUUUUAUGGAACUGGAGACAAAGGUUAUAGUUGGUUCUAGAUUAGUAAUCGACGACCAAAUGAAUCGCCAACUAUUUUGAUAAUCGAUUAAUCGGUUCAAGUAGUUUUUAUGGAAAAAAAAGUGAAAAUUCUCUGAUUUCAGCUUCUUAUAUGUGAAUAUCGUCUGGUUUCUUUGCUCCUCUGUGACAGAGAACUGAAGAUCUUUGGUGUGAGGACGAAACAAAACCUCAUCUUGAGGGUUUCGGGGAAACACCAUCGACAUUGUUCACCAUUCUAUGAACCAGACAACUGAUGGAUAUAAAUGAUGGAUGAUGAAAACAAUCGUCAGUCGCAAGCCCGAGUUGGUUGUUUGGGUUUUUCCAGGUGUGAGCUGCUCGAGGAGUAAAGGUCAACUGUGCAAACUAAGGUACUUUUCCUAAGUCUUGACCUUUGACCUUGAGGACGCGUCACCGCCAGUCGACAACGUGUGUUUUUGUUGGUGAGGUGUUUCCACUCCAGCUGCACGGGAACAUUAACUUUUGCAAAUUGGUAAAUUUUGUGAGCAGUUUUGCAGGAGGCUGUGUGUGUGUGUGUGUGUGUGUGAAGCAGAGAGAGAGAGAGAGAGAGAGACAGAGAGACAGAGACAGAGAGAGAGAGAGAGAGAGGGGGCGUGUCCCAGCGCUAACAGCCGCCUCCUGUCUUCGGUCCCCCUCAGCAGAGCAGCCUGUCCCGGCACCAGGACGCAGCUCGCCGCCUCCUCUCCUCCGUGCGCCGGGUACAGAGAGGGAUGAGGUCCCGGCAGGUCCACCCCGGGACGCACAUGGACGUGUUCCUCCUGUUCGUUGCCGUUGUUGCUGAACACGAACCCUGACGGUUCCUCGGCCGCAUGUCCGGACUUCUGAGUUGGAGCUCGUGCGCAACGACGGAGCGCAGAGAUUCUGUUCCUUUUUGGAUGAAUUCGCCAUGUUUGGAUUGAGCAGGAUCCGAGUCAGAAGCCCUCGGACGACUCGUGUCCGUGUCUCUCUCUGAGUCCGAUUCACUGAAGGGACUUUUUCGGUGUUGUUGCUCUGCGGAGAUGGAACCGGAGGAGGGGAAGGUGUCGGUGUGGGUCUGCCGCGAGGAGAAGCUCGUCUCCGGGCUGACGAAGCGCACCACCUGCGCCGACGUGGUCAAAGUUCUGCUGGAGGACCAGAACCUGCGGCAGGGCGCGUCCGCCGCGAUGCUGUGCGGCUCGCCGCAGUCCUACUGCGUGGUGGAGAAGUGGCGCGGCUUCGAGAGGAUCCUGCCCAACAAGACCAAGGUGCUGCGGCUGUGGAGCGCGUGGGGCGACGAGCAGGGCAACGUGCGCUUCGUGCUGCUGAAGAACGACGCGUCGCUGCCCAACAACGGGCCGCGCAGCGCCGAGGCGCGCGUCGUGCAGAGCCGCGCGAGCGGCGGCCCGGGCGGCGCGCUCAAGGGCCCCGCCAGGUCCUGCUGGCCCCCCGCCGCCGCCAACCUGUCCCAGGAGCGGCAGCGGCGCGUCGUGCGCAAGGCCUUCAGGAAGCUGGACAAGAUGAACAAGAAGAGGGAGCCGGCGGUCUGCAGAGAUAAAGGCUCCGCGGAGAAGAUGGAGACGCUGGUGCACCUGGUGAUCUCGCAGGACCACACGAUCCGCCAGCAGGUGCAGCGGGUCAAGGAGCUGGACCGCGAGAUCGAGCGCUACGAGGCCAAGGUGCACCACGACCGCAUCCAGAGACACGGCGCGAACUAUGUGCAGGACACGUACAUGACGGUGGACAGCGCGUCGGACGCCGCCGCCGCCGCCGCCGCCGGCACGUCGGAGCGGCAGGACGCGCGGUCCGCCGCGGAGGCGCUGGCGCAGUUCGAGGAGUACGCGCGCCGCUGCGAGGAGGUGGUGCAGCUGCAGGAGGAGCUGACGGAGCGCGAGGCGCUGGUGGAGUGCAUCACCGGGGAGAUCCAGGAGGAGCUGAACCGGCGGUGGAUGAAGCGGCGGCGCGAGGAGGCGGCGGCGGCGGCGGCGCAGGACGCGGAGGAGACGCGUCGCCGCUGCGCCGCUCCAGAUGUUCCGAGUGUGGAGCUGCUGGAGGAGGAGGAGGAGCGCAUCAAGACGCAGCUGGACACCAGCCUGUACAUCGGCCUGCGGCUGAAGACGGACCUGGACGCGCUGAGCGGGGACUUGGACCUGAGUCUGGCACUGUGGGAGACCAAGGAGAGCGAGCUGCUGGAGCUGCUGGCCCGGGUGGAGACGAUGGAGCUGGAGCAUCAGGGGAACCAGGAAGUGACUGAUGAUGAUGAUGAUGGUGACGAGGACGACGGUGAGGAGGGGGACCCAGGUGCAGUGAGCGUGGAGGCCGAGGGCGAGAAGAGCGGCGGCGGCGGCGGCUGGGUGGAGCAGGCCAGAGGCCUGUCCAAGUCCCGCGACACCACCAACGACGACGACUCGGACACGGGCCUGAGCUCCAUGCACAGCCAGGACUCGGACAACCCGCCGGUGUGCGAGUCGCUGGUGUAGAGACUCGCCGGUCGGGAGACUCUCCGGUCUGGAGACUCGCCGCGUUCGGACUCUUGAACUGAAUAUCAGACACAAACUCAGGGGCGGAAGAAUCAGUGCUGACAAAGUACCGGUGGAAGUUCGUCUUCCUUCUUCCAUCCUGCAGACGCACUGUAAUUCUACAGCAAUAAUUUUUUCUGUAUAUGUUAGUCGUUGCACAAUAAGCUAGAGGGGGGGGGUGGGGGGGGGCUGACCUUUGACCUCCUGGAGGAGGGUCAACAAAAGUAGAACCACUUGUUAUGAGGAGAAUUAGUCUGUCGUGAUCACUGGUUUACAAAGAGUUGAUAACAAGAUUGCUGAUGAUGAGUUGUUGUUGUUGUUGUUGUUGUUGUUCCGUCGCCCCCGACGACCACAGAUAUCCCUCCUUUAAAAAAGGUUCAACGUCAGGUGAACGUACAGUCACAGACACACGGGUCAGAUACAAACAAAACUAAUAUAACGGACGUUGAUGUUGGAAAUAUUAAGGAUUUAAAUUGAUAGAAAUCAUAUCAUGUCUCAAAAAUGACCACAACCGAACCGCUCAGAAUUCAUAAAUAUAAAAACCUUCCAGCUCAGCAGAGUUGACCGACCACUUGAUAUUGUAUAAAUGUAAUGUUUGUCUCUUAAUCACACACACAAAAAAAUCAUAUUUAUUUAGUCUUAGAGAUGAAUGAUGAGUAUCGUCCUCUACAGUUUAAAUGUCAUCGGCCGGAUUUAAACAUUAAAAUCAUCUGAUAAUUUGUGGACACUUGCUUACCUGAGAAGAUCAGCAGCGCGACGUGUCUGUGACUGGACACAACCAGGAACAGGGCUCCUCCAUCACCUCCACUGACGUCUGUUUUGUUUCAAUAAGCAUAAAGUAAGAAAACCUGACGCGAGAUCCUUUCCUCUCACCCGGGACACAAAAGCAAAUCUAUAAAAAUGUCAAUCUGUGGCUUAAGAGCAGUGAAUCACAGUGUUUUUUGGGGGAUUGUGACCAAAAGUCAAAUAUGUCUCUGAGCAUCAAGAUUCUCAGUUUUUGGCCUGAAUUCUUCUCCUGGGACGAAUCUUGUGAUUCCUCGGGUUUUGUCUCUUGACCCCCUUGAGAGGUCACGACCUCCACGUGGGGAUCCACCGGUUCCGUCAGUGGCGUCGUCUUGUGCCGUCAAAGCCAAAACAUAAAGUUGAUUUGAUAUUCCUCCUCUUCUUCUGACGCGUCGGCCUGAACGUCUGAGUCGGUCCGUUGGUAAAGACACGGAACUCUUUCACUGACCCUCUAAAAACUAUUCUUAAGCCUCACGUCACCCCCCCCCCCCCCCUUUUUUUUUAACAUCCUAAAAAAUAAGUCUCCAAAGCAAAGUGGUGGUAUCAUCCGUGCCCUCCUGGUUCUCUCUUCCCAGACGAUAUAAAAGAAACAGGAUCCGUGAUCCGCUCCGUGUUGUCUGUCGUCAGGCUGUCGUGACGUCGCAUCUUCACACGUUUGACUUGUAAACUGGUAAAAAAAGAAACAACUAGUGACACCUAGAGGAGACUGUGGGUGAUACACGUUAGCCAAGUGAUGUCGUUUGAUCAGGAGCAGUUUCAUUAGACCUCGGAAGUCGAGGGGUCGGACGUCGGCUUUUAUCGAUCCAUCGUGAUCUCGGAACUCGUAUCACCGUCCCUCCGAGUCGGGAUUUUGACGCACGAGCCGGCAACUUUCAGCAAAAGCGUUUCCAAAGUACUCGGCGACUCUGAGGCCACAGCGAGGACAAUAAAUACAAAAUCCCAGUCAGCACAUUAUUCCACACGACUGUCGGAGGUGAAAUAAACAGUGAAAAACAC